Messenger RNA from Durusdinium trenchii, 960 nucleotides. NCBI's taxonomy places the organism in Eukaryota, Dinophyceae, Suessiales, Symbiodiniaceae. The record is from the annotation of a GenBank genome assembly.
GAAGCUCUGAGUAGCUCCAAUUUGAGACCCUUACCGUAAGGUUAUAUUGGAUAUUUUUUUUGCAGUCCGGGAUAUUGUGCACUGGCAGGCACAAAACUUCUUCUUUGGAGGAGUAGGAACGAUAGCAUUUUUAGACCGUACAACUGCGACUCUGCUGCCGCUGAGUCCGCGUGUCCGAAGAUCGGAGAUAAGACCGUACAACUGUGGACUGCAACUCUCGACAAUUUUGGCUUAACAGCCUUGGGUUUGCCACGCCGCGACCAACGUUGGCCGGUGACAAUCAGACGAUUUAGGUCGUCAUGAUGCUGCUCUCCAGGGCUUUGCGUGCGGGCCACCUCUCCCACUACUCGGCGAAGGGGAACUGGUCGCACUUCUCAAUGCGCCAGCGUUAUCCACAGAUGCUCAAGGCGCAAACCGAUCCCACCAUUAACGACUUCUUCUUUGAGCUCUUCCUCCGCAAGUGGUUUGCCGAUGGGCCUUCGUACAACUAUGCGUUCGUCAGCAUUGCCGCCUUUGGAGCCUGCAUUGGUAUCCUGGGCCGUGGGGUCUUCUUCAACCCAGACGUCAUGUUCCGCAAGCAGGAGGUCAGGAAGCCUCUGCCAGAUCGACACAGGCAGUAUACAUUCUCUUUGCCCUUCUUCAACCACCGCCUCCGCAAUUGGGUCUGCGGCUACAAGGCCUGCUUGAUUGACAAUGAGCCCGACUGGGCUGACAAGCAUCCUUUGGGAUACAGGCCCAACCGCAAGCAGAACCACAGGCGCCCAUACAUGUGGAUCUUCAGCAUUCCCCGCUACACCGUCCAGGAUCCUCUCUACACAUCUGUGACCCACGACAACAUGAACUCCAUCUAUGAGGACUGUGGCUAUAUGAAGGCGCCCAAUUAUGAGGACUAAGAGACAGCUGCGGAGGCUGAGAGCCGACCGAGAAGGUGACGGGGGGUCCUCCGAGUUGGAACGUGUG